Molecule: messenger RNA, 6493 nt
Organism: Diatraea saccharalis (sugarcane borer)
Lineage: Eukaryota; Metazoa; Arthropoda; Insecta; Lepidoptera; Crambidae
Source: the annotation of a GenBank genome assembly
AUGGACUAUUAUUUCAUUGAGAUGGAUGGUACCAGAUUCAAAAUAUCACUCACUUUCCAACCUUAUUUUUUAAUAAUGGCUAGAAAAGAAUGUGAACAGGAAGUUAUACAAUAUUUAUCUAAGAAAUUUGCAGGAACCAUUCAUAAAAUUGAAAUUAUUGAAAGAGAGGACUUGGAUUUGCUCAAUCAUCUUUCUGGUUUAAAACAAACUUAUAUAAAGCUUUCAUUUAUGACUCAAAAUGAGAUGAUGAAAGUGAGAAAAGAAGUUCUAACUGCAGUCAACAAAAACAAAGAAAGGGAAAAGAAAGAUGCUAUCUAUGCUGAAAUGUUGACUAAUGCUUUAACUAGUUCAGCUGCUCUUGAACAUGCUAAAAAGACAACAGACCACAUGGAAAAUAUUUUGGAUAUCAGAGAGCAUGACGUACCUUACCAUGUGAGAGUAUCUAUUGAUGUCCAGAUUUUUUGUGGUACAUGGUACACAGUAAAAAGUAGGGGUACAGAGACACCAAUAUUUACAAAACGUGAUGAUAUCUUAGAAAGACCUGAUCCGAUAGUGUUAGCUUUUGAUAUAGAAACAACUAAACUGCCAUUAAAGUUUCCCGAUUCACAAACUGAUCAAAUAAUGAUGAUUUCUUAUAUGAUUGACGGUCAAGGUUAUCUGAUCACUAACAGGGAAAUUAUUUCGAUAGAUGUUGAAGACUUUGAAUAUACACCUAAACCAGAAUUUGAAGGGCAAUUUAUUGUAUUUAAUGAACCCAACGAGCUGGCGUUAAUACAAAAGUUUUUCGACCACAUAAUGGAUGUUAAGCCUCAUAUUUUUGUCACAUACAAUGGUGACUUUUUCGAUUGGCCUUUUGUAGAGGCGCGCGCUGCCGUACUCGGUUUGGAUAUGAAACAAGAAAUAGGUUUCAGUAAAAUUGCUUCAAGGGAUAAUACCUAUGCAUGUCGCCCUGCAAUGCAUAUGGACUGUUUGUGUUGGGUCAAAAGAGACUCAUAUUUGCCAGUAGGCUCGCAAGGUUUGAAAGCCGUGGCCAAAGCGAAAUUACGGUAUGAUCCCGUAGAAUUAGAUCCAGAAGAUAUGUGUAGAAUGGCGGCAGAGCAGCCACAGGUGCUAUCAAAUUAUUCGGUGUCAGACGCAGUGGCUACAUAUUAUCUGUACAUGAAAUAUGUCCAUCCAUUCAUAUUUGCUCUUUGCACAAUUAUUCCCCUGGAGCCAGAUGAGGUUUUACGCAAAGGGUCUGGUACUUUAUGCGAAUCACUUUUGAUGGUGCAAGCGUUCCACGCGAAUAUUGUGUUCCCUAACAAGCAAGUUGAGGAAUUGAAUAAACUUACUACAGACGGUCACGUGCUGGAAACUGAGACUUAUGUCGGAGGACACGUAGAAGCGUUGGAGUCAGGUGUUUUUAGAGCAGACAUCAAAUGCAAAUUCAGGAUAGUGCCAUCAGCAGUGGAGAAGUUGAUGGACACUGUGGAAAAAACAAUGAAACACGCCAUUGAAGUAGAAGAAGGGGUGCCGCUAGAGAUGGUGACCAACUUCGAUGAGGUUUGUGGUGAGAUCAAAGCGAAGCUGCAACAUAUGAGAGACCAUCCCAGGAGGGAUGAGAACCCACUGAUUUACCAUUUGGACGUCGGCGCUAUGUACCCUAAUAUUAUUCUAACGAACAGAUUACAACCGUCAGCGAUGGUGAAUCCUAGCAUAUGUGCCGUCUGCGACUUCAACAAGCCUGGAGCCAAUUGUCAGAGACACAUGGAAUGGAUGUGGCGAGGAGACUAUCUGCCGGCGACACGGAGCGAAUACCAACGUAUCCAGCAACAGCUGGAGACGGAAAAAUUCCCACCGUUACACCCCGGUGAACCGCCCAGAGCUUUCCACGCUUUACCCAAAGAAGAUCAAGCGGCAUAUGAGAAGAAACGCUUAGCUGACUACUGUAGGGUUGCAUAUAAGAAAACAAAAGUCACAAGGACGGAAGUGAGGACUACAACAAUAUGCCAAAAGGAGAACUCCUUUUAUGUGGACACUGUCAGAGCGUUCAGGGAUCGGCGAUACGAAUAUAAAGCCUUGAACAAGCAAGCGAAGGCUAAGGUUGCUGAGGCGGUGGCGAGUGGCGACGCGGCUGAAAUCAAAUCGGCAAAGAGUCGUGAGGUGCUCUUUGACUCGCUACAGCUAGCACAUAAAUGCAUCCUCAACUCUUUUUAUGGAUACGUCAUGAGGAGAGGAGCACGUUGGCACAGCAUGGAAAUGGCGGGUAUAGUGUGUUACACGGGCGCUAACAUCAUAAUGAGGGCGCGCGAGAUCAUAGAACAAGUUGGCCGCCCACUCGAGCUCGACACCGAUGGUAUUUGGUGCAUACUGCCUUCAUCGUUUCCUGAGAACGUCACCGUCCUAACGACUCAUCAGAAAAAGAAAAAGAUUAACGUGUCUUAUCCAAACGCUGUGCUCAAUGCCAUGGUCAAAGAUCACUUUACUAAUGAUCAGUAUUACGAGCUGGUGGACCCAGAGACUCGGAAAUACGAACAGCGCUCAGAAAACUCUAUAUUCUUUGAAGUUGACGGACCAUACUUGGCGAUGGUUCUACCAGCUUCGAAGGAGGAAGGAAAGAAGCUCAAGAAGCGAUACGCCGUGUUCAACUUCGACGGAUCGUUGGCUGAACUUAAAGGUUUUGAAGUGAAACGUCGCGGUGAAUUGCAGCUGAUUAAAAUCUUCCAAUCGUCAGUAUUCGAAGCUUUCCUCAAAGGCAACGAUUUGAAGUCUUGCUACAGUGCCGUAGCACGGGUGGCCGACUAUUGGCUAGACGUUCUAUACAGUAAAGGGUCCAACAUGCCCGACUCUGAGCUGUUCGAGUUGAUAUCUGAAAAUCGCUCCAUGUCCAAGAAGUUGGAAGACUACGGUGGACAAAAGUCAACGUCGAUUUCGACUGCGAAGAGGCUGGCUGAGUUUUUGGGCGAUCAAAUGGUCAAAGACGCUGGACUUGCUUGCAGAUUCAUAAUAUCACGUAAGCCUGAAGGCGCUCCGGUAACAGAGAGGGCGAUACCUUUAGCGAUAUUCCAAUCACCGGCGGCGGUGCGACGUCAUCAUCUACGACGAUGGCUCAAAGACAGUAGUGUUACUGAAGACCUGGACAUACGUGAUGUACUCGACUGGGCUUACUACAUAGAACGGCUCAGUGGUGCUAUACAGAAGAUCAUCACCAUCCCAGCCGCUAUGCAGGGGUUGGAUAAUCCAGUACCCCGCGUGCAGUAUCCAGACUGGUUACACAAGAAAAUGCUCGCGAAGCAAGACAAAUACAAGACUAGAAAGAUCACUGACAUGUUCAGCGCCCAGCCCAAAGAAAUGAAGGAUAAAGACGACGCUGAGGCGUCUGGGAGUAAUCAGCAAGGAAGUAUGGACACAGAAGUGGAUAUCGAAGAUAUAGGUAAAGAGAGCAAAGGUAAUGGGAACGUCAUCCGACCCGUAGUUAACACUGUGAAGCGAAAACGAGAGGAGUCUCCUGUCAAGGAUGCCGCGACCUGGCGCGAAGCUCUCGGACCACCUCCUCCGUUCGGAACUACCAAAGAAGAACGCCGGGCAUGGAUAGUAUUCCAAAAAAAGAAAUGGAUGUGGCAAAUGGAACAGCGUGGUUUACGCAAGCGCGGCAAGCGUGGUAAAAUGGACGAUAGUAGCGCUAUGCCGCCCCCUAAGUAUUCGGGCCCGACUAAUACAUUAGGAGGAUUUAUUAGGAAAGCCCAAAGGACUCUACUUAACACGCCUUGGCAAGUUAUCCAAGUAGCAGAAACAGGCGAGCCGGGCUUAUUCAAACUGUGGGCACUAGUUGGGUCCGAGUUGCAUCAGAUCAAGUUGACUGUGCCCCGUAUAUUCUACGUGAACCAGCGCGUCUGUAGGCCGACUGACAGCGGCCAGUACUGGCGCAAGUGUAACAGGAUAUUGCCAAGGGCUCAUCCGGUGUUACAUCUGUACCAGUAUACUGUACCUGAACAACUGUACAGGGAACAUCAAGAAGAAUUAAUGGGUGAACUGUCCACCCCGGAGAUAGAAGGCAUAUACGAGACUCAAAUGAGUUUGGAGUUCAGGGUGCUCGUCCAACUUGGCUGCAUUUGUAGUGUGGAUCAACAGGAAGCGAGACGGCUUAUUCAAUUCGGCUCAAACAACAUGGACUCGUUCACAUUAAGCCAACUACAGUUUAAGAGUGUCGCACAUCAACCUUACCUACAAAAACAGGACGGCGUUUCACCCAUGAAACACAUAUACCUAUAUCAACAUUCGGCACUGAACUCUAGUCGCAGUAUGUGGGCGCUCAUCCUUGGGCCGAGCAAGCGCGGGUACAUGUUCGUACUCGACACGGUACGAACCAAUCAACUACCUAACUUGAAUACCCUCUACUCGACAGAAAGGACCGCCAAAAUCAAUCUAGGCAGCGACGAAAGUACUCUUCCCGGUGCUGAACUAACAUGGGAAGUGGCCGUGGAGAGUGAAGCGCGGGCUGUAUGGCGCGGUAUACAGCGCGCGCUGCUCCGGUACCGCGACGAGCGCUGCGGGCCCACGCUGCUGGCCCUGCAGGCCGCGCUGUCCGCGCCCGCGCUGCUGGCACUCAUGCCCGCUCUGUCAGACUUCCCCCUGGUACCUCUUCACGUGCGCGAUGUGGAAACGUUAUACAACACGCUGGAAUGGCAGCGUAUAGGCGCUCGUGCCAUCAUACGCCAUUACCUCAAUCUGGAGUCCGUGCUUCAACUCACCAUAGAACAGUGCAGAUAUUUCCACGUGCCUUUAGGCAACAUGCCCGCAGAUCCUACCGUGUUCGGAGCGGAUUUAUUCUACGCACGGCAUCUCGUCAAACACAACUUCGUUCUAUGGUGUUCUAGUCUUGAAAGACCAGAUCUGGGCGGCCGCGAGACUGACGACAAUAGGCUGGUGAGCGAGAUAGAGGAAAUGUGCGGGUGCAGCCACAACGCGAGCGGCGCGUACGCGAGCGUGUGCGUGGAGGUGGAGAGCGACGCGCUGGCGGUGUGCGCGCUGUUGCAGGCGCAGCACGUGCUGCAGGCGGAGGGCACCAGCGCGGCCACCAGUUUCGGGGCCCAACACGCCAACAUACAGGACGCCAUGGCCAACACGGGUCCGAACGCAUCGGUGAAUUACGACGAGACGGCGCAAUGUAAUGCAGCGUUCAAGAUCCUUCGCACAAUGGUAGCGUCAUGGUUGCGUGACGUCACACAGUACAAGAACGUGUUCGCAGACUACCAGAUAUCACACUUCUACAGAUGGCUGAAAACACCUACUUCGUUAUUGUAUGACCCGGCGUUACGUCGCACUCUAUACAAUCUGAUGAAGAAACUGUUCCUCAUGCUGGUGGCCGAGUUCAAGAGACUAGGCUCUAUCAUAGUGUACGCUGACUUCAACAAGAUUAUACUAUGUACUAAGAAGCAUUCUGUUCUGGAUGGCAUUGGUUACGUGGAAUUCGUAGUCCAGAGUAUCCGCAACAAGGAACUGUUCCACGGUAUCGACAUCCGAUACAAGCAGUGCUGGUCUUAUUUACUUUGGCUAGAUGAAGCAAACCACGCCGGAGUGCAGGGUAAAUUACCACCGGGCUUAGUGGAAGUGGGCUCAUCGCAAGUGCUGUCAUCGGAACAAGCUGAAGAUGAAGAGGAAGGCACUAUAACGAUGCAAUGGAAUCUAGCGCAGUUUCUGCCGCCAGCUGUGAGGGAACAAUUCACGGCGGCAGUAGGAGGAUUCCUCAGCGCUGCUUGCUCACAAUCUCAAAGAUUAUCCGCUAUAGUCAGUGGUGAAAUAACACAGAAACUUUUCCAAGUGACGGAGAAAAUCAACACUCGUAUGCCAAUGUUGAAGCCGUCGGACAUAGGAGAUCAGCCGGGGCUUCGGCCCGGAGCCCUACCGCCGGACGCGACGCCUGCACUACUUUUUGUUAACGCCGUGUGUAAAGUGUUCUCGCUGGAUGCCUCACUUGAUGAUGAGGUGACCCUCCUCCGUCGUAAUCUUCUCCGAUUGAUAGGCGUCGGUGAGUUCAGUAGCGCGGCAGAAUGGCGUGAUCCCUGCGCCUCGUGCUCUCUCUCCGAGGUGAUCUGUAAGGUGUGCAACCACUGUCGGGACCUGGACCUAUGUAGAGAUACGUAUCGCGCGGUACACGACGACUGCCCUGUGUGCGUUUGCCCUGUAUGCGGAACUGCGUAUGAUAAUCAAGAAUUAGAAUGGAGACUCAUCGAGACCGUAAACAGACGGUCUAUGACGUAUACACUGCAGGAUCUUAUUUGUGGCAGAUGUCAUCAGGUGAAACGUGAGAAUUUGACAACUGUGUGCGAUUGUGCUGGCGAGUUCGCACUAAUGGUACCCGUCAACGAGAUCCACACACAACUGUCAACUUUCAAGACAAUUGCACAGUACUACAAGAUGCCUCUACUGCUCGAAUUGAUUGAUUUCCACUUAACAAAAAUGUGAUACCUUGUUAAUUUAGUUUUAAGAAUAAAUGCUUAUUUAUUUGAUGUUU